Messenger RNA from Neurospora crassa OR74A, 1565 nucleotides. RefSeq lists its product as hypothetical. The transcript has 4 exons. The record is from RefSeq and is a predicted model, not a curated record. Bases 284 to 1423 code for a protein of 379 amino acids. NCBI's taxonomy places the organism in Eukaryota, Fungi, Ascomycota, Sordariomycetes, Sordariales, Sordariaceae. Gene Ontology annotation, molecular function: methyltransferase activity.
CUAUAGUCCAUGCCGGCGUCGGACACCGUUGGCUCCCAUUGGCGAUGUCCAUUCAAUGAGCGGUUACCGUGCCCGACUCGGUUUCACCCCCGAGGAUUCCUCUGCAUUCUUCACAGUGGACAUUGCCGGGAAAUUGUACGGGUUUGUCCUCGCCGUGCGAUACCCCUCCCGCAUUCUGUGAGUGUUUAAAAAGCUCACCCUUCGGCAGACUCGUCGCUUGUCAAGACCAUAGUCAAAUUCCUGCGUUUUCUCUUCAUUUCAAUUCCCACGCACAGUCGCAAAAAUGUCGAGCUCCCAAAGUCCCAAGAGCCCCAAGGGCCCCGAGAGCCCCAGGAGCCCCGCGAGUCACGGGGGUAAAGCAGCUUCUCCUGAACCGAGCCCGGCACCACCUGCGAUCGUGGCGCUCAGUGCCGAGGAAAUUAGGGAAGCUGGUAUCCUCCCAGGCGCCCACUGGACAGAGCAGCCGAUUGAGCAAGUAGACGACGACGGUGCCUCGACUAUUGGAUCCAUUGCCUCCACAACAGCCUCCCUCACUUCGACUAUUUUUGAGUACCGGACCGUCCACGGGAGAACCUACCAUGGCGAGAUUGGUAAUGCGGAAUCAUGGGAGCCUAAUGAUCAGCGUCAUGUUGAUUCCCUGGACAUCUUUCACCACACUUUCAUGCUUUCCCUUGGGGACAAACUUUUCCUCUCGCCGCUCGAAAAGAAUAAGAUCCACAAGGUGCUUGACGUUGGAACGGGUACCGGUCUUUGGGCAAUUGACUUUGCCGAUGAAUUCCCGAACGCCGAAGUGAUCGGAACCGACGUCUCUCCUAUCCAACCUUCUUGGGUCCCUCCUAACGUUAAGUUCGAGUUGGAUGAUUGCAACCGAGAAUGGACUUGGAACGAGGACUCCUUCGAUUUCGUCCAUCUUCGUAUGUUGCUUGGAGUUGUAUCCAAUUGGUCCGAUAUUUUCCGCAAUGCUUUCCGUUGUGCUAGGUCAGGUGGAUAUGUCGAGAGUAUGGUUUCCAGUGCCUUCUUUCGCAGUGAUGAUGGGUCAGUUAAGAAGGGGAGCGCCUUGGAGCAGUGGCAUAGUAUUUUUUGGGAGGGCGGUAAAAAACUGGGAAGAACCUUCAGGGUCUUGGAGGAUGAUCUUCAGAAGAAGGCCAUGGAGGAGGCGGGGUUUGUUGAUAUUGCAGUCAAGGAUAUCAAGAUUCCCUUGGGCGCCUGGCCAGAGGAUAAAAAGUUGGCUGAAAUUGGCCUUUGGUGGAAGAUGUCACUCGAAUCAGACCUGGAGGGAUACCUCAACUACCUUUGUAACGCUCUGCUGGGUUGGACUACAGAGGAGACUGCGGCAUAUUGUGCCCAUGUUAGGAAAGAGUGGAAUGAUCCCAAUAUUCACAGCUAUGUCUGGCUGCGUGUGGUGUAUGGUCGGAAGCCGUAGGGAGAAAGGGAAAUGCUGUAAGAUAGGUUCAUCCUCUGGGCGGAUGUCUUGCUCCAAUCUCCUUUAGCAAAAUGGACCAGCGCGCUACAAACUUGGGACACACAUCUCUGGAAUUCUCAGGAGAAUCCAGCGUUUCUCUCCC